AUUGGUAAAAGCAAACAGUAUAUCAGUCCCAUUCAAGCAAAUCCAUUUGAUAAUUGUUAUAAAAGUGAUUGUCAUCCGGAUGCAAAAUGUACUUCCACUUCUACUGGUUAUACAUGUCAGUGUCCGGAUACGCAUCGUGACAUGAACCCCUCAAAACCGGGACGUGAGUGCGUAAGUUAUACUGGCAUAAACGAAUGCGAACGUAAAGAAUGGAAUGAGUGUGAUGAGCAUGCUCGAUGUAUCGAUCAGGACCAUCUAUACAGGUGUGAAUGCAUAAAACCAUAUGUUAAUGCAGCACCACCGGGAAAAUUGCCGGGAUCUGUGUGUUGCAUUGGCUGUUGCCACGUUGCAAACAUUUGUCCUCCAAAUGUCAUUUGUCAAAACGAAGAAGCAGGGAUAAAAAGUCAAUUUAUUUGCAAAUAA
Acanthocheilonema viteae is the source of this 423-nucleotide messenger RNA. The record is from the annotation of a GenBank genome assembly. NCBI's taxonomy places the organism in Eukaryota, Metazoa, Nematoda, Chromadorea, Rhabditida, Onchocercidae.